AUGAAUUGCGAUGAUACUGAACAAAUGAUCGCCGACAAAGACCCAGUCAAGACGUACAAGUCCGGCCGCACCAAACUUCUGGCGGCGAGGGACGUUCAGGCCGCGGCCAAGACCAACGAGAACUACGUUUAUUUCGCCGUCGCGCGGUACAUGCAGAAGACGUUCGGCACCUAUCCUCCGUAUCCACGUAUGUGGAGUGCGACGAAAACGCAAGCAGAGAACGAGGCGCUCGAGGACUUUGAACCGGGCGCGCCAAGCCGUCAUAAUACAGCGUUGGAGAUGGAAGAUGCCGACCCCAGCCGCGGCACCGGUGAAGCAGUUUCAGAUAGGCUUUACGACAUGGCGAUCUACCCAGAGUGGUACCAGCCUAUUGUGCGGCAAGCGAUCACCGAGCCUGACUUCGGUAGACUUGCCUUCUCCCACCCCAAUAUAGACGACGUUGUUUGCCAGACCACGAGCGAUUCCGCGCAGUACGAUGAUUGCGUAGCCGCCUUUGCGACGCUGGAGGGUCUCGAUCGGAACAAGGUUCAGCUGGUUCACAAGAGGCCCGGCGAGAGGUGGUGGGCGAAUGUGGUUACAACGUGUGCGGUCCAAGUCCACUACAAGGGCGAUUGGUCAAAGUGCGAGGCUUCGCUGUCGGAUAUAUGGGCUCACGCUAAGGACGUCUUUGAGGGGUGCCAUGGCGAGUACGGGACGGUGGGUGGCUAUGUUCCUUUCGGUGUGCCGAAUUGCCCUGCGACGAUUGAUCUCGUAUCUAGUCGUCAGUGGCGCAACCCCGAUCCGUUCUAA
This is a messenger RNA of Alternaria ventricosa, 789 nucleotides long. RefSeq lists its product as uncharacterized. The transcript has 2 exons. Lineage: Eukaryota; Fungi; Ascomycota; Dothideomycetes; Pleosporales; Pleosporaceae. The coding region runs from base 1 to 789 and encodes 262 amino acids. The record is from RefSeq and is a predicted model, not a curated record.